CAGCAGGUGGGAGCUUGGAUGUUGAUAUCAACAUGGCGCUUGUCAGACAGACAAAGGCAGUCAGUCUGGUCUGAUUGAGCCCAAAAGGGAGCAGGAAGAAGUGGGAGGGUUUUUUUCCUUUCCUUGGGGGUUCAGGGGAAGCAGAGCCUGGGAGUCUGAAGCAAUUCACCCCCUGGAGCUCCUCUUCAUUUUAUUUUGCAGGGUCCCCUAAAAAAGAAAUCUCUUUGCUUUUCCUAUUUGGGAGCCACCCCCAACUUCUGCUUCUAAAUGGUCAAGUGGAGAAAAAAGUAGCCAGAACCGAAACAAUGGUAGCAAGUACUGAAGACCUCCAAGAGGCUUUCUGACCUUCCUGUCCCCAUGUAAAUUAUGCUGAGAACCUUUCCAGUGGUUCUGCUGGAAACCAUGUUUCACUACACUGAUGAACCCAGAUUCACCAUAGAGCAAAUAGACCUACUUCAACGCCUGCGGCGCACUGGUAUGACACGGCACGAAAUCCUCCAUGCUUUGGAAACCUUUGACCGUCUUGACCAGGAACACAGCGACAAGUUUGGGCGGCGGUCUGCCUAUGGGAGUGGAUCCUGUAGUAACAGCACCAACAAUGUUCCAGCGUCUUCCUCCACAGCCACAGCUUCCACACAGACCCAGCACUCUGGGAUGUCCCCAUCUCCUAGCAACAGUUAUGAUACCUCCCCACAACCUUGCACUACCAAUCAAAAUGGGAGGGAGAGUAACGAGAGGUUGUCUGCCUUCAAUGGGAAGAUGUCGCCUACACGUUACCCUCUGGCCAAUAGCAUGGCUCAAAGGUCAUAUAGCUUUGAAGCCUCUGAGGAGGACUUGGAUGUAGAUGACAAAGUAGAAGAGUUGAUGAGGAGGGACAGCAGCGUGAUAAAAGAGGAAAUCAAAGCCUUCCUGGCCAACCGGAGGAUUUCGCAAGCAGUUGUUGCACAGGUUACAGGUAUCAGUCAGAGUCGGAUUUCCCACUGGCUGUUGCAACAGGGAUCAGACCUGAGUGAGCAAAAGAAAAGGGCCUUUUACCGAUGGUACCAGCUUGAGAAAUCAAAUCCAGGGGCUACAUUAAGCAUGAGACCAGCCCCCAUUCCAGUUGAAGAGCCAGAGUGGAGACAGACGCCUCCGCCAGUCACAGCUACCUCUGGGACUUUCCGCUUGCGACGCGGCAGUCGGUUUACCUGGAGAAAGGAAUGUUUGGCUGUCAUGGAAAGCUACUUCAAUGAGAAUCAAUAUCCCGAUGAGGCCAAGAGGGAAGAAAUUGCAAAUGCCUGUAAUGCAGUGAUUCAAAAGCCAGGAAAGAAGCUGUCAGACCUGGAGCGAGUUACCUCCCUCAAAGUGUACAACUGGUUUGCCAAUAGAAGGAAGGAAAUCAAGAGGCGAGCCAAUAUUGAAGCAGCAAUCCUGGAGAGUCAUGGGAUAGAUGUUCAAAGUCCUGGAGGCCACUCCAACAGUGACGACGUAGACGGGAAUGACUAUUCAGAGCAGGAGACUUGGCAAGUACGCAAUGGGGAGGAGGAGGGAAGAUGUACAGAGGGAGGCAGAGAAGCAGAGAAGUUAGAAGAAGACAGGAGGAUCUGCUCAAAACAAGAUGACAGCACUAGCCAUAGCGACCACCAAGACCCUAUCUCACUAGCCGUGGAGAUGGCAGCGGUAAAUCACACCAUUCUGGCGUUGGCCCGGCAAGGAACCAGCGAGAUCAAAACAGAGGCCCUGGAUGAUGACUGAUGACGCGAUGGAGGGGGAGGGCUCCCAGAUGAGAAAGUAACUUAGUUUUAGACGUAGCACCUUAGCAGCCUUUUUUCCUGGUCCCUAAUAUGUGUCCUUCUUUACAAUAUAACUUUGCAGUCUCUUGUACGUCAAGUUUGCCGUUUAGGGUCUUGUCCUGUGAAGAUGGCAUGGUGCCCUCUGACUCUGCGUAUAAACUCUCAGUAUUAACUCCCAGUCAGAUAAUUAACCAAGCCGAGUGACCUCCCUCUCCCGGUGCUCCCCCUCAGCUAGAUGAACACCUUUGCUGCUCUGUCUUUAGCAUUCCAUGAACGUGCUUCCAGGUGUCGUAGGCAUCCCUCGAUUCCAAACCUUAGGCUAAAUCUAUAGAAAUACAACAAUACAAUCUUCAGACUUCCUGGUGUUAACAAUUUUUAUUUUUCUCUUGUUAUAAAACCAAAAGGAGACAAUGGAGAUUGAGUGGUUUGAAGGAUAAAGGCCACUGGGUUGAGAGUUUGAGCAGAGAAUGGGGUGAUGAUAAAGCUUAGAUCUGUUAUCAGCACCUUGUUACCAGGUGCCAAUAAGAUGGGCCUCUCUUGGCUGUGCAGCAAUACAAUCUUUACUGUUUUUCCAUGGGAUUAGUGCUGUUUUCCAAAGGUCCUGGCUGGUUGGGAAUGAGGGAGGAAUGUCCACCAGCUUGUUUUGAUUGAUGCUUGCUGUUGAUGUGGUCAAGAUAGCCUUCCUCUUUUCUUUACAAGUUGUGUUAUGGGAGGAAUAAAGCAUUUUUUCUCAGUUCCUAAGUUUACCCAGUUAGGCCAAAGUUUUCAUCUGUAGAAGAAGCUACUUACUGUGUCUCUGAAUGAGUCCCAUCUAUGGCCAUGCUUCCUUCCAAUAGGUUGUCACUAAGGGUGAUGGUGGCUAAGGAAUGAUUUAAGUGUGAUUCACAACUCCUUUAUCAGUUUAGUCGUAAAUGAGCCCCACUGCGUUCAACAGGAUUUAAACCCAGAUAAGUUAAGAAAAGAUUAUACUCUCAGUCACCCCACAAGGAGAAUAUCUACCCUUGGAAAAGACAUGAUUCAUGUAGAAAGAUAGGGUGGACUUUGGUGAAAGUGGGUAGUUAUUUUCACACACACACACAAUACACACACACACACACACACACACACUAUAUGUAUGUAUGUAUGUAUGUAUACAGUGUGAAGUAGGUCUCCAGUUUACCACUCUAGAGAAGGAUUAAGAAGUGACUCCCAGUAUCCCUCCUCACUAGAGUUACAGGAAAUGUGCAUAUACAGAAGUUUCCAUUAUUUGCAUAUUAGAGGGUGCAGUGAUCCCUAUCUAUUGUCUGUGGUGUUGGCUCCCAAGAUAUCACAUCAUAAUGUUUCUCACACGUCAAUGACUUAGGCACACAUUCUCUGUGUCUCUGUUUUUGUUCUGUUCUUCUUCAGAAGCUGGAAAGCUGUACCUGUCUGAGCAGGUUAACUAAUCCUUGGAAGCCAUAUUACAGCAGGAACUAGAUGUUGCCAUGAGCCAAGGAUUCAGUGGCUCAUGUGCUCCUGGGAAACAGGAUUAUUUUUUUACUUUCCUAAUGUUAGGGCAAACUGAGAUUGGAUUCAGAUAUUGGCUAUCCAUGAAUUUAGAACUAGUGAUUAAAUACUGGUGGAAUGUGAGAGGAAUCUACUUCUAAAUAGCAAAAUAAAUAAAUAAAUAAAUAAUCAAAUUUGAGUUUUUUUGUUUAUCUUGAUCAUAUGUAGCACUUUGGUAUUUUUUUCUUAAAUAAAUAUAUAUAUAUUUGUAUUUUGAGCAUUUUUUAAAAAAUAAAUAUCAUUGGAUAAAUCAACAAUAAAAUGCUGUAAGCUCAUGUUACAGAGUCAUCCCAUAAUAUACCUUGAACAUAGUCCAUCAGGAACAUCUCUGAUGAAAUGGCCCUGGGCGGAAUAGCACCAGGUAGUCCUCCUGCACAAGCUGUUCUGAAGUGAAGGAAGGGGGUGUUGCAAAGGAUUCCUGUCACCCAAGAAGUUUUCCUGACAGCUUUAAUGUAGCAUGUGGUUUUCCUCUUUCUUGUGCUCUUUUCUCAUCCACCUUAGUGCAACGUUCACAGAAAUUCUUCCCCAUUCAUUGUGCCCUUUGAGCUGCCUGUGCAUUCAUGAAUAACAGCUAGUCUACUUCAGGUUGUAACUGACACGCUGACUGCCCCAUGGUCUAGUCCCUGCUGGGGCAACAGUUCCCAACAUAUGGAAAUGUGGUUUGUAGGUGGCCUUGUUCUGUUUACUAAGCCCUUCUGUGCUCUGCUGAGGCAGGUGAUAGAAAAUUGUAGAAAACUGGUCAAAGGCUUAAAAUCUUCAGGAUGUUGAAAUAUAUUGUGCAGUUCCUGAAAUUGACAGGCCAUUUGCUCAUUUGGUAUGUCAGUUUUGUGUUGGGCAGUUCUGUCAUUCUCUAGUACUUUAUUUGUAGCCAUGGUUUCUCUCUUUCUCUGCAUAUAUCUUGAGUACUCAGAAAUCCUAUAUAAGGAAGGAUCAUCUGCCAAGACGCUAUUGCUUCAUGUAGCAUGGUACCUGCUUGCUCCAGGAACUGGGUAGAUGGGACUUAGCUAUCUAAUUAGUAGGUAGAAACUUUGAAAAUGGAUUGAUAUGAAUAUAUUUUGAAACAAGUGACUGGCCAUAAGGGAAAAUAAAAUACCAUCUUUUCAAGGGGCUGGAGCAGCUCUCUACUGUUUGGCCUUGGCUUAAGAAUAAUGGAUGCUUCCUUAUGCUGGCCAGAUGAUCUAUCUAGGUAGCUUAGCAUGACCUAUUCAUCAGCUCUGAAGCAAAGAAAUAUCUUUCCCAUCAUCUGAUCUCUCUGACUAUAAUUACUAAGGGCUGAGCUAGAGUCCUUCUGCAUAUGUCCUCUGUUUCCUUCAGUGGAUCUACGGCAGGAACCGGUUAAUAAUCCAUCACUUGGAGAGUGUUCAUACAGUUUCUCCAUCAGGAUCCUUGAUGGCUCCUCAUAACAGCCAUUUGACUGCCAAUUGAAAUGUUUGAUCUUUGCUGGUAUGUUGCAGCUCCAUCUUUCCCUUGCACAUUUCAUUGGCCAUAAUAUAUGUAAUUUUUAAAAAUCAACUGUUGAUCACUAAAGCAUAAGCAAACUGUUGUCGUCUGUCUUGUUUGUCUAUCUAGAGCAGGCAAACUCCAUGAGGAGCUUUGACCUUAGACUCAGGGAAAAGUGUGAGAGUUGUUUGGUAGCUGCAGAGAGAAUUUCUUCUUGUGACAUUUACAAGCAAGUGUGUCUCUCUAUAGCAGGUAACAAAGGAGUGAAGGAACUUUGAGAUUUGUUUUGCGGGUGGAAUGACCUGGUAAAAUGUAGCUGCUGCAGAGGAAUUUUAUCUUCUCAUACCCUAAACUGAUAAGCAUUGAUGAUAUGAGGUCAUCAUGGGCUCUUGCCACUGAGCUUCCCACUGCUGUUUUAGCACUGCUCUUCACUGAGUUUUUAUUCUUCCUUUGGAUAUGGUUUAAGCAGGACAUUACCAGCUAGUUCUAGUAAGAACAGUAGCAGCAGAAUUCUUAAAUAAGUCAUCCACUGCAAAUUAACAGCAUUCAAUUUUAGUCAGUCUUCCCUAUUAACUUGUAGCCUUUCCCUGCUUACCUAGUAGUACAGUAUUCUGGAAGGACCACCAUCUUCAUGGCUUGGCCUGAAGCACUUUUCAGUUAUGGUAAACAGUAAUUGGAUUCAGCCCGUUUUACAUAUGGCACAUGCAGAUAAGUAACAGGAAGCAACGAGCAAGCUUUAGGUAUACAGGCAGAACUCACUAAAACAUUGGGGCAAUAGCUAGCCUACAGUUACCUUAAUUAAAGAAGGAUUGUACAAGCGUUGAGAGAUCUUGAAUCUUUAAAGAGAGGGCCUCAGCCAGAAAUGUGCCAUGAAGCAAUAAACCAGAAGGCACGUUUAGAUAAGGUACAGUAGAAGCUUUGUUCAAAUGACAAAGCAUUUGGAUUCUGGUUUGUCAGGUUGCAAGUUCUUACCACAUUUUAAUGCCCUUUUAAUUUUAUCUGAAUUCAGGGGCUGAUGCAGCUGUUGACCUUCCUGUUACUCACAGUUAAACUGUGAUUGGCAUUUUUUGUCUUCUCCAGUUAGGAUCCUCUGUUGCUUUGGAUGUUCAGAACCCCCAAAGUGUUUUUUUCUUGUCUUUUCAAAUUGUCUUUCCAACCGAGCUCUCUGACAAGAGCAUUUUACUUCUGCUUUUUGUAUAGCAUUCUGAGCUUUCAACAUGAUCCAUUAGGUGUCUGACCCAUGUUAUGAAUAGUUGAGGAAUUUGGGAUACUAAUAGAAUAUCUUACUUGCCCCAUGAGUGGGUAUGAUUUGUGAAUCAUCUAUAACCACCCUUUAACUGUGUCUGAAUUCUCAGCUUGCUGCCCGCUUGUGUUCUGAAUUAUAUUUUCUCAUGAGCUGAUAGGUGGCGUAGCCUUGGGGGAUUUUCAAUACUACCAAACUGCCUGGUUCUGUGAAAUCACUGUAAUAUUGCCGCUACUGGAAGAUAGCUCUCACUUCUUGAGCAUCCAAAUGACCAGUUCUCUCUUCUAUAAUCUUAGUUUUAGAGACAAUGCUUUGAGAUUGGCUUCAGACUUGAAUAAUGUAAUAUUUGAAUGUGAUUUUUGUAGAAUAGCCUUCUACAGUAUGUGCUCCCCCAAAAUACUGGGACCACAAUCCAUGAUUCCCAGUUAGAAUCCUAACUGUGAAUUUUGGAAUUUGUUAGUCCAGACACAUGAAGAGGGCUCUAACUGAAUAACAACAUUCUAUAUCACCCCUCACCCCACAUUUCAUAAUGUGCAUCCUGCACCUGUUGAUAUUAUAAAUGUUGUUUUUCUUUCCAUUCAUUCUUUCUUUGUAGUCAUAGACAUGGUAUUGGAGAAAUCUAAACUUGUUGGAAAAUUAUCAGUACAAGUACAUGAGAGAUUUCUUACUAGAAACAAAUCCCAUAUUUUAAAAAGGGCUUCCUAAUAAAAUAGUGUUGUUGUUGUUUUUAACACUGUACUAUUUACUCUUCUUUUCAGUGUUCUGGCCUGGAAAGACUUUUAAGGCAAUAAGUGGAUUUCUGUGUGCUUGUUGUUGACAUCAACCUUCCUGAAAAGGCUCCCUUGAUAAAAUUUUAGUUGCAGCCUCUAUGAGUAACAUCAGCUUUCCUCCAGUGGAACAGCUUCCUCCCACCCUUGUAUUUACUGAAAUUGCACACAAACCAAUUUUUCUGUUCCUACCAUGUUGUUAGUCCCUUAGCAACUGGCAUUCAGUAGUAUAUUGCCUCUGAACAUGGAGUAUUCAUAACGAUUAUGAGUUUUAGCCUUUGAUCACUGAGAAAAAUAUAUUGAACCGUGCAAGCAAUUUAAGCCAGCCAGCCAGAGAAAACGUAGUGCAAAAAUGCUGGUAGCAUCUGUUGUCCAGGAAAAUAUUUCUUUAGUGAUUUGUUACUUGGUCUGUGUGAGACUAAGAAUAGCCAUUUUUCUAGACACAUAGGAAGCUUGUGAUCAGAACAUGUGAUUUAGCUGAUAAGUUGAUUUUUUGAUAGGGAACAAUAACUGGUUUGGUAUGAUAGUGUUCUAAAAUAGGAAAGCCCAGUUCUUUUGUUGAUUGUGAAUUCCAUAACUUCUUUUGUUGUGGGUAAUCAUGCCCUAUUGUCUUCCUAAGACCAUCUUGUUCUGUGAAAAGGUGAAAGGUCCCCUGUGCAAGCUCCGAGUCAUGUCUGACCCUUUGGGGGGAUGCCGCUUUUGUGACAUUUUCUUGGCAGACUAUAUCGGGGAGGUUUGCCAUUGCCUUCCCAGUCACCUCCCCCAGCAAACUGGGUGCUCAUUUUACUGACCUCGGAAGGAUGGAAGGCUGAGUUGACCUGAGCCGGCUGCUCGAGAGAGAAUCCAGCUUCCGCUGGGAUAGAGUUCGGGUCGUGGGGAGAGUUUCGGUUGCAAUACUGUUGCCUAUCACUCUGCACCACACGAGGCUUCCCAAUCUUGCUCUGUAGGUGAGAUAAUUCUGAGAAAAACUCUGUUCUAUGUGGAUCUCAAGAAGCCAUUUAAGCAAAUUCCUAUUCUGAUCUAAGAGCCAAGCCCUUAACUUCAUCAUAAUUCCAGAUGUGUUGGAUGUCAACAUCUACAAAUUCCAGCUAGUACAACAGAGCCCCAUAAGAGUUGAAGUGCAGCUUAUCUAGAGGCAUCAGGUGGAGGAAGACAGCCUUGCUUUGUGAUGUUGUUGAAGGGGAGCAAUAACCUUAUUCCGUAGAAGUUUGUUUCUAAAUGGGCAAGGCUACUUACCACCCUCCCAUUUUUAAAACAAGACUAGCUUUGGAAAGUGGUUUUCAGCAGUGAGAUCUGUGGUCCAUUUGCAGUGGAUGGAAGAGCUAAUUUCAAUGGCAGGUGGCACUAAGGGGUUUCCCUGCUUUUUCAGGAUGCCCAGGAUCUGCUUGCUUGGUUUGUUUCCAGUAUUUAGUAUCCCUUUCUAAAAGUGCCUAUUGUGAUAACUGAACUUGAUCUUGUGUGGGAGACACUGGUCUUGUCUGUGUUUGCCCUUUUGAUAUGGGAGGACUUGGGAGCCUAGAAUGUGAAUUAACUACUGGAACACGCUGGACAGAAGCCAUAUUUGCUUCAUUCGCAUUCUCUCUCUCUCUCUCUUUACAUCUUGACUUUGCCUCUGGUGGCUGGGAAUCAUUGGAAUUGUAAUCCAACACACCUGGAGACCACCAGCCUGGGGAAGACUGCUUUAUAAUCUAGGAAGGACCAUAGUGAGAGAGCUUAACAGAAGAAUUGCUGUAGAAAAGUUCUGUAGCAAGUCCAGGCCCACUGCUUUCCUCCUCUUAGUCCCCCCUGCAAAAGAGUGCCACCUGGUUAGAAGGUUGCACUCUGCACUUCUCAUCUGCAUUUCCUGUUAUCUUCUGUGCAGAACAGAAGUUGUAAGCUAUUCCCAGUAAUAUUUUAUGAAUGUAAAAAAGGUCUAAGAGUGACUCCUCCCUCCCUUUCCCCCAAUUAGUAUAUUUUAACUCUACAUUGACUGGAUUCCUGCACUGAAAGAAGUCAGCAGUGUAGGAAGGAACCUGUUAUCUUUCAUUCCAGAACAUUGUUUUUAAGAUAAUGGGUGUCAGCCUUGCCAGGUAGACCAGACAGGGAACACGACCAGAUGAGCUAAUACUACUUUAUUGUAAAGCUACAUUAACAGAAUCUUGCAAGUCUGAAAGUACAGUUCUCCUGCUGUCUCCUUUACAGCCCAAGAAACUAGGGUGGGUCCCUCCUGAGCCUCUUGCCCCACCCACUGUCCAGCUGAGGCUAUGCUCCCUCUUACCUGACUGUUCCCUGGGCAGCGUCUCUUCGCUCUGUCUCCCAAGGUCUUUCCCACAGACCAUUACAAUGAGAGGGGAAAGCAUCAAAUGGUAUACUAGGAAAUUGGAAGUGAGUAUGCCUUGCAUAAGGGGAUAAGGAGGGGCCAGAUUUAUUUCCUCCUCCCAUUUUGAGCUUGUAUAUGAGCUGAAAUACAUCUCAGUGUAAUCAAUUGCAGGUUGCUGUAGCUUGUGGGCAAGCCAAAUUUGUGCAUUUUCUAACUUCCAUUCCAGGACUUCCUGUCUCCUUUCCCCCCAGUGUUCCUUUCUGAUUCCACUACUGUGGUGGCAGCGACACUUUGCCUGGUGUUGUUUUGGUCUGCCAUAACUGAGUUCAGCCUACCUCAAGAGGUAAUUCUGUGUCUCACUGUCUUGCAGCCACAAUCCCUUUUAUUUCAGGGUCCUUUUUGAUAUACACCCACACCCACACACGACACUGGACUGUCUAUCCCCCUACUCUCCAGCCCCCUUGCUGUUGCCACCAGUUCUUAUUGCAGAUUGGAUGCUGCUUUAAAUGUGAAAAAAAUUGUUUUAAAAAGCUAUAUAAAGAAGAAAAAAAUAAAAACCUGAAUGAAAAGCUAAAGCUGAAUUUAUAAGCCUUGUUGCAUAUGAGCCAAAAGUGCAAAAAGCUCCAUAUAAUAAACUAACCUGCCACUCAUAUAAAUAUAAAUAUAUAUAAAUAUAUUAAAAUCAGACUGUUCUACAAAAUUGUGUAUUUGUAUUUUUGUGUACGUACAAUUUUCUGCUAAGCAGAAGGAGGAUGUAGUAUAGGAUGUGAGAGAAUUUUUUUUAAUCAAAUUUCUUUUGCCACUUAUUUUUCUUAACAUUCAUCUCUCUGUCUCUGUCUUCUCUAUGUAUGACACCGUUUGUGGAAAAGCUGCAGUCUCUCUCUUCUUCCCCCUGCCCCACCCAACCCUUCCCAUAGACUACUGCCAGGUAUAGGCUGCCACUAGCUUUGCAGAGAUACAGACACUCUCAAAAGUUUUGAAUAACUGGCUGCUGUUAGCAAUGUCAACAUGUGCUUUGUUGGGACUUGGCCAUAGUUGCUUCCAAAGGUGCUGAACGUUGUCAGUGAACUGCUAUUUCCCUGAAGCAGCCUGGCGCUUAGCUAAAGUUGAUCAAGACCUUUGUUGGUCUUUGGUCUGAGAUCCCAAAUACCUUUGUGAAGACAUUCCUGCAAGAAAAAAAAAUAUUGUUGUCAAUCAGACGGGCCUUGGUAGAGACAUUUGGGAAUUCCUAAGCACAAGUCUAGGAAUUGAGGACAAGGGCGUUUGGCCUGGUUGAGAUUGUUACUCAAUUGAAAACCGAACAGCAGACUAGUGUAACCAUGAUUUGAACAAAAGCAGGAUGGUUUAAGUGCCCCAAAUAUCUUAUACAUAUUUUUGUUAUCCUAUAACCAUUCUGUAAAAAAGGCAAGUACAUUUAAAGAGGAAGUCAUUUUGUAAAAAAUUAGUAGAGUGAUGAGAGCAAAAUUAGGAUUAUCUCAUACGUGAUGAAAGUUUUUUAGUUUUCAUGAUUCUUCCCUCUUUGGAAAGAUUUUAGUGGAACUGCCGUUUAUCAGUUAAUUUAAUCUGUCAAGGGAUUUACUUCUCCUUUAAUAAAUGUAAGCCAAGUUCCCACAAACCUGCAUCUGUCCUCCUAGCCUCUAAAGUCUAUUUGAAUUCCAGAAUGGUUAAUACCUUGCAAACUUUGUUGAUAUGAGCACAGUUCGGUCAUGUUAGAGACCCAUGCCGAGUGUUCCUCUGAAACAUCUAAGACAGGCUAUAAUAAAUACAAGAGUAGAAAAUGUAAGAGGCUUGCUGCUAAGCAAAACCAGCUGAGAGUAUUGAGAGCUAUCAUGUCAAGGGAAAACUAGAUGUUUUCCUACCAUGCUAGUUUGUUGUAUGAGAACAUGCAGGAUGUUAAAUUCCGAAAGUUUUCCAAUAUAACUGUUUUGUUGAGAGUUUCUUCCCCAACUUAAAAAAGAAGUUACAUAUAAGCUCUUUUCAGAUAGGAGAGCCUUUGGUAUAUCCAACUUUCCUUAACUGAUUUUUUUUCAUCCAUUUUAAAGAAAAGCAUGUUUAUGGAGGAUAACAUCCACUCACUCAUUUAGUGUCCCAUGGCUCUUUGUUUGCACAUCCAUAUUUUCUCUUCUUUUAAAAGCUACAUGUCCCAUUCUAUUGACCCUUACCAUUUCUUCCAGGGGUGAGAGAGACACUACAUCUUUCUAAGUAGGGCUCAUAUUUAUACCAGUGUGUACUGACUGUGGAAGAAGUCCUUGUUUCUGUAUGUGAAUGGGGAAAGAAACAAGUGCUCUAUUGUAUUGAUUAAAAACUAGCUUAAAAAAAACAAAUGAGUCCUGUAUCAUUGUAUCUCCUAUUCUGGAUUAUUAGUGCCUUUUUGGACAGUAGACUGUUCUGUAAUUAAAUUGUAGUAUAACUGCUUUUUUGUACAGUUUUGUUUUAAUAAACUUUUUUUAAUUUGUGUUUAUUUUAGUAUUGUACCUACUAGAAAAUUAAAAUGUAUAACUGAGAAA
Candoia aspera is the source of this 11552-nucleotide messenger RNA. It is a transcript of the gene HMBOX1, whose product is annotated as homeobox containing 1. Gene Ontology annotation, biological process: positive regulation of DNA-templated transcription. Gene Ontology annotation, molecular function: double-stranded telomeric DNA binding. Lineage: Eukaryota; Metazoa; Chordata; Lepidosauria; Squamata; Candoiidae. Bases 367 to 1734 code for a protein of 455 amino acids. The record is from RefSeq and is a predicted model, not a curated record. Gene Ontology annotation, cellular component: nucleus. The transcript has 11 exons.